Molecule: messenger RNA, 1047 nt
Organism: Sphenostylis stenocarpa
Lineage: Eukaryota; Viridiplantae; Streptophyta; Magnoliopsida; Fabales; Fabaceae
Source: the annotation of a GenBank genome assembly
AUGUCGUGGGGUCGGUUCGAUUCGUGGAAGCAGCAGUACUACACCACGAGCGGGGUGGUGGUGGGAUACGCAGUGUGCUCCAGCCUCCUCGCCAUCAUCAACAAAUACGCCAUCACCAAAUUCAACUACCCAGGCCUCUUGACCGCGCUCCAGUACCUCACCUCAGCGCUCGGGGUCUACCUCCUCGGGAAGCUAGGGUUUCUCCACCACGACCCCUUCACCCUCCCCAUCGCCAAGAAAUUCUUCCCCGCUGCCCUCGUUUUCUAUCUCGCCAUCUUCACCAACACCAACCUCCUCCGCCACGCCAACGUCGACACCUUCAUCGUCUUCCGCUCCCUCACCCCUCUCCUCGUCGCCAUCGCUGACACCACCUUCCGCGCCCAGCCCUGCCCCUCCAACCUCACCUUCCUCUCCCUCCUCCUCAUCCUCGCCUCCGCCUUCGGCUACGUCGCCACAGACUCUGCCUUCACCCUCACCGCCUACUCCUGGGCCUUCGCCUACCUCAUCACCAUCACCACCGAGAUGGUUUACAUCAAACACAUGGUCAUGAACCUCGGCCUCAACACCUGGGGCUUUGUCUUCUACAAUAACCUCCUCUCCCUCAUGAUGGCCCCCUUCUUCUGGUUCCUCACCGGCGAGAACGUCCAGGUUCUCGCCGCCGUUAGAUCUGGCCUUUUUGACCCCGCCGCCUUCUACGCCGUCUCCUUGUCUUGCCUCUUUGGAUUGCUCAUCAGUUUCUUCGGCUUCGCCGCAAGAAGGGCCGUUUCCGCCACGGCAUUCACCGUCACUGGUGUGGUCAAUAAGUUCCUCACCGUUGCGAUCAAUGUCCUCAUUUGGGAUAAGCAUGCUAGCCCUGCUGGGUUGGUUUGUUUGCUUUUCACCAUUGCCGGGGGUGUUCUUUAUCAGCAGUCCGUGACUGGGCCUGGGAGUGCUCCGACCCAGCCCAAGCAGUUGGAUAUUGAAAGCAACAAAGGUGGUGGCAUUGGCGGCGGUGAUGAUGACUUGGCAGGUGAGAGUGAAGGGAUGGUUAAACUUAUCUCUAGAUGA